This is a messenger RNA of Gossypium raimondii (Peruvian cotton), 2527 nucleotides long. RefSeq names its product protein BONZAI 3. Lineage: Eukaryota; Viridiplantae; Streptophyta; Magnoliopsida; Malvales; Malvaceae. Gene Ontology annotation, molecular function: calcium-dependent phospholipid binding. The transcript has 15 exons. The coding region runs from base 428 to 2242 and encodes 604 amino acids. The record is from RefSeq and is a predicted model, not a curated record. Gene Ontology annotation, cellular component: plasma membrane. Gene Ontology annotation, biological process: cellular response to calcium ion.
AAAACACAUCGACACCCAGCAGCAGCCAACCUUCUUUAUUAUUUUCGACCAUAAAUUGGUUUUCUCCAGAAAAAUCUCUUUCAUUUUGCUUGUUAAUUAAAAAAAAUACAUUAAAUUUUGUAAAGAUUCCCUUGAUUGACUCAUCGUAUUUCUUUGAACAAUUUCUUGUAUUUUUUUUACCAGUUGACUCUUUUUUUUGUUAAUAUUGAUUAUUCCUCGAUCGUACGACAUUUGAAACGACAAAAUUUUCUGUUUUUUCUUUUGGGUCUACUACACAAACUUUUUCACUGCAACCUAAACCCCACCAAUUCCCUUUUGUUGUUUUAGUAAGAAGGCUCUAUUUCCUCGAAAGCACUAGGAAGCAAAAACCAAAAUUUGAACAUCAAGAAUCAGGUUUAAAUAAUUAGGGUUUUAAUUUGAAAAGGACAUGGGAGGCUGCGUUUCUGGUGACUUGAAAGGGGGCAAGCAAGCUAUAGGUGGGGUUCAUGGUAGGCCCACUAUGAAUAAUGACGCAGGAUAUAACGAAGCCAUUGAUCACUUUUUUAGAGUUAGAGAUCAAUCCCCCCUUUUUACUCCAAUUGAGUUAUCUCUGUCAGCAUCAAACUUGCGCAAUCUUGACAUCUUAUCAAAGAGUGAUCCUAUGGCAGUUCUGUAUGUAAAGAAAAUGGAUGGCACACUAGAGGAGCUUGGUCGUACUGAAGUCAUACUCAACUGUUUGAAUCCUACUUGGAUUGAGAAGAUUAAUGUUUCUUAUCAGUUUGAGAUUGUUCAAAAUUUGGUUUUUCAUGUAUAUGAUGUGGAUACCAAGUACUACAACAUGUCUGUGAAGGCACUAAAGCUGAAUGAGCAGGAUUUUUUGGGAGAAGCCACUUGUGUUCUGUCUGAGAUAGUGACCAAAAGAAAUCGAUCUUUAACUCUCAAUCUCCAUGGAAAAAACGGUCUAGGAGGUUCCAAAAACUUUGGGACACUGACUGUCCAUGCUGAAGAAUCUUGUUUAUCCAGAAUGGCUGUGGAGAUGAAAUUGCGUUGUUCUCAGUUAGGCAACAAGGACAUGUUUUCUAAAAGUGAUCCUUUCUUGAGAAUAUCAAGACUAACUGAAAGUGGAAAAUAUGUACCAAUAUGUAAGACAGAGGUGAUAAACAACAAUUUAAAUCCAGUUUGGAGACCGUUAUAUCUAAGCAUGCAACAGUUUGGAAGCAAGGAUAACCCAUUACUUAUCGAGUGUUUCAAUUUCAACAGUAAUGGCAAUCAUGUACUUAUUGGCCAACUUCAUAAAUCAGUUUCUGAGUUGGAAAAACUUCACAAAGAAAGAAGUGGUGCAAAUCUGGUUUUCCCAACUCAUCGUGGUCAGGAAAAGGUUCUCAAGGGCCAGCUCUUUGUAGAUCAAUUUAUUGGGAAAGAGCAAUUCAGUUUCCUUGACUACAUUUCUAGUGGAUUUGAGCUAAAUUUUAUGGUUGCCGUUGACUUUACAGUUUCAAAUGGGACUCCUCGAAAUCAAGAUUCCUUGCACUACAUUGAUCCUUCAGGACGAUUGAAUUCUUACCAGAAAGCUAUAAUAGAGGCUGGGGAGGUCAUACAAUUUUAUGAUUCUGAUAGGAGAUUUCCAGCUUGGGGCUUUGGAGGGAGAUAUGGUGGCACUGUAUCCCAUUGCUUUAACUUGAACGGUACAAAUGCCUAUGAGGUUGAAGGUGUUCAAGGCAUCAUGGCUUCUUAUGCUAAUGCUCUGCAUACUGUCACUCUGGCUGGACCUACUUUGUUCGGCCCUGUAAUCAACACAGCUGCACAAUUGGCUUCUCAGGCUACCUCAAAUGACAUUACCAAAUAUUUUGUGCUGCUCAUUAUAACGGACGGGGUUCUGACAGAUAUAGAGGAAACAAUGGAUGCUUUGGUUAGGGCAUCCGAUCUACCUCUAUCCAUUCUUAUAGUUGGAGUGGGGAAUGCAGACUUUAAACAAAUGGAGGCAUGCCAUUGUAUUCCAGAACAAUCUGGGAUAUUUGAAUUGUCAAUUUUUGCGUUUCUAGAUAGAGUGCUAUACUUGGUUGUAAAUGAUGAUAAGAGAAAGGUUUUCUGGUCUUAUUAUUUUUGUAGGUUCUGGAUGCUGAUGAUGGAUGUCGAUUGGAGAGUUCAACAGGUCGGGUUGCUACACGAGACAUUGUACAAUUUGUUCCCAUGCGAGAAGUGCAUAGCGGGCAGAUUUCUGCUGUUCAGGCUCUACUGGAAGAGCUACCGGAUCAGUUUUUGACUUACAAUCGGUCUAGAAACAUUAAGCCACUCCAUUCUUGAUUGCCCCCAAAAUCUUUCAAAGCAUUUAUAAAGGUAAUUAGAUUACUACCGUCUCUUGAAAUAUGGUGCACAAGAUAGCCUUAAGAACCAAAUACAGAUAUAUGGUUUAGGAUUUAGUUUUACAACAAAUUGUUAAUAUUGGCUUUUAUGCAGAAGUAGAGGUAAAUACCAUGUAAGAAGGCAUUAAUCAAUGAAAUUCGUUGUAUUCAUUGUUUAUUUGAUUCUUAAUUUCUUUUGUGCGUCA